GAGCAACUGGCAAAUUCUUGCCAUGACCUCUCCUGCCAAGCGCCGAAUUGUGCUGAAAGAUGGCGAUGGCAGAGUCUACGAUGUGCAAGUGAUGCAGGAUGCUGUGGGUUUCGACCUGCGUCGCAAAGCAAGGCCCAAGCUGGCUGAUGAUGAUCUUCGACUCGUGAAACUCCGCAAGGCAGACAACACGGACCUCGAGUUGGACAAAGUGGUGCCGCCUGGUGUCGGCAGCGACAUUGCGUCUGCAGUGAUGGUUGAAGUGGAAGGGCUCGUGGAAACGCAACAGGUUGAGCCUCCUAAAGAUGAGCUUUGCAAAUGGCUGGAAGAGGCUGUUGCUAUGGAGCCAAAGCCGAGCACUUGGGGCAGGACUGAAGACACUAAGGAGUUGACCUUCACCAACAAGAUAUUGGGCAACAAGGGUAUGGGCAAUGACCUAGUCGUUCGCGAGUGCUAUGUACAGAUGAACGAUGAGGCAAUGCAGUGGCUGAACAAAAAGACGGAGGACGACAAGAUCGGACUGUUUAUUGUGACAGGCACACCGGGAAUUGGCAAGUCCAUGUUCCUCGGCUUCAUGUUAGCCUUCCUUGCUGAAGAGCAGAAGUACCACAUCGUUGUCCAGCGUGGUAACAUGUGGUGGUCGCGACAGAUUGGUAGGAAAACCAUGGCUCACUAUGAAACCAAGCCUAUCAAGCUUCUUCAAAGUUCCCAAACCUUGCUGUUGGCAGAUCCUCAUGGAGGUGAUGGACGUGCGCAGAUAGAGCAACGUAGUGCAGGCUGCACCAUGGUUUUCACUUCACCAUCUAAGAAGAGCUAUGACACGCCAUACAAACAGCAAAAAGUUGAAAGCACUCUCCGCUACAUGCCUGUUUGGGCCUUGGAGGAGUAUUUGACACACAGAGAGAAGUUGUUUCCGCAUGUUUCUCACGAGCAGGUGAAACAAGCGCACUCACUGCUGGGUGGAAGUCUGCGUUGGUUACGAGAGCUGCUGAGCACCAAAGGUGACAUGUCGAAUGUCGCUCGUGAUUUGGUUCAGCAGAGUAUUCACAACUGCACCUAUGACAACCUUCAUCAAGCUGUGAAGAGUGUGCCAUCCGAUAUGCAAGUCGGAGAAAGCCUCAUGAGUCUGCUGUUGCAGAUUCAUUCUGUUUCUCCUUUUCACAAACCGACUACGAAGCUCAUUGAGUCAUCCGUUGUUAGUGAAGCGAUUCGUGAGAAGCUGGAUGCCCAAAGCAGAGAAGCACGUCCACGCUUCAUCAACGCAUGUCUGGACCUACCCGCACUCGGCACAUUUGUUGGAGACCUUCUCCAAGAUGAGGUGUAUCAGAAGCUCACGCAGUGUGACACGAAUUAUAUUCUGAAAUUGAAGUCGUUGUCUGAUCUUAAAACUUGUGAGUUACAGGUUCCGUGCCUUGUCAGGACACUCCACAGAAAAGAAGGCAAGCUAAUCUCCAAACAGCGUUUGCAGGUUGGCUGUUUGUAUUGCCCAAAGAGUAAGAUUUUCCCUGCCACGGAUAUCUUCUUUGUGAUGGAUCACAAUGGCAGUUUUGUGCUCUGCCUGUUGCAAAUUACCAAGAGGGACACCCACGACUGCAAGGUGGAGAAAAUGAAGGAUCAGUUUGUGGAUUAUUUCGAUCAGGAAACGGUGGACAAGGUCGACCUCAUUAAAUGGAUUGUUGUUACACCUACAAGCAUCGCGAAGAAGUACACUACAGUCCAAUCUGUUAAGGGCUCGUGGCAGAAGACAGCCACGAUGGCAGUCAAAGUAGAGCAAUACGUCUCUGCCUGGAAAGUCUGACAGAGCUCUGACUCCCGCCCUGCCGGGGAAAACGAGUUCUGUGAUGCUCUUCCUUUAGCGAGAGUGCAUCCUUGGCAUUGAGGCAUGGCUUUGAGCUUUCUCCAGGGAGCUUUUUCUCCAGCAAGCUUUCUCCAGAUAGUUUCUUUUUACUCCUUUUCUGCCCGGCCUGGAUGACAUGCUGGGUGUCUGAAUCAUUCUGAUGUGAACAUGCAAGCAAUGUGCUGCGCAAAAUAUGUCGUCGCGUGCUGAGUCAUCGCUGGCAGGCCGGAUCCCAUCAAACCGGAGUCAGCAUGGUGUUUGCAGGGUUUAAGGAAGUACAAUUCAAUGAAGUUGAAGGACAAUUUGGUCGACUCAUAAAAUGAAGAAGCCUGGAGGCAGCUAAAUCAUCAACCGAUUGCGUUGUCUCUUCGUGGGUCUUGCAGAAGUUGGUCAGCAAUUUAAGACCAUUAUUUUUCCCAGCACAAGCCCGG
Durusdinium trenchii is the source of this 2265-nucleotide messenger RNA. Lineage: Eukaryota; Dinophyceae; Suessiales; Symbiodiniaceae. The record is from the annotation of a GenBank genome assembly.